GUGGAAGUGCAAGGUCUGGCACGUUGGUUUCAGGGCUCGGCUUAUGGUUGUCACUCUGGUGACAAAAUUAGGUGACGGAUUCAGGAGUGACCCUGUUUGUGAUUUGGAUAUUGUAUGCCUGGAAAGUUUUUGCAAAAAUGGCAUUCUUUAACACAAUCCUGAGAACUUUAAGAUUUCCUGCAUUUCACACUUUGGCACAAGAAAGAUGCACCAGAUUGUUCUUAAAAAAUCUUAAAACAUUCUCACAAUGUAGGACUUUAAAUCUGUCCCACCAUCUAAGGAAAGAAGAAGGUCUCAACAUAGACCCCAAAGAAAAGUUAGAUCUGGAAGAGUGGAAAACUGUUAUGAGAUCCAGUCCACAAGACAAUAAAAAUGAACAAGAGUUAGAAAGCCAAGAGGAUUCAUCGCUCUCUGGAAUGCGGGAGCUGGUAGAGAUGUGGAGACUGGCAGGCAGAGCUGUACCUGAGGUAAUAACUGCAGAGCAGCUAAAAGUCCUAAAUGAGCUUUCUACCAAAAGUUCACGGAAAAAGUACUUAAAAUUUCUUUCACUAAAGGAAAUUUUAAAGAAAAAAAAGAAAGAGAAAAAAUCUGAAAAUAGGAAGUCCACUGUAAACGAUUUCUAUGAUUCAGAAGAAAAGGAAGAGAAAAAUGAAAUUAAGAAUACUUUAUUCUUGCAGUUCUGGGAGAGAUCUAUGGAUAACCUUCAGCGUUGGAGAGCUGCGCAAGCAAUGCUAUUUGGGCAACCUUUAAUUUUUGAUAUGGCUUAUGAAAAUUAUAUGUCACGUAUUGAAUUACAAAAUACUGUGAAUCAGCUCAUGGAGUCUGAGGGUUGGAACAGAAGAGCUGCUGAUCCUUUUCACAUAUACUUUUGUAAUCUUCAGGCUGAUGGCCCAUACCAUAAAGAGCUGGUGAAGCGAUACAAUGGAGCUUUUGAGAAUAUUUUAAUCACUGCUACUGACAAAUCCCAUGUAGAUUUGUUUCCAAGAGAUCAUCUUAUCUACUUAACAGCAGAUUCUCCAAAUGAACUAAAAACAUUUGACCACAAUAAAGUAUACAUUGUAGGUUCCCUAGUUGAUAAGUGUCAACAGACAGGAGUAUCGUUGGCAAAUGCCAAGCGUCUAAAACUUGCCACUGCACGGCUACCACUAGACAGAUACCUAAAGUGGGAUGUUGGUGCUAAAAAUCUCACUCUUGAUCAAAUGAUACGUAUUCUGACGUGUAUAAAGGACACAGGAGACUGGGAAAAAGCCUUGUCAUAUGUCCCAACCAGAAAACACAGUGGUUUUGUUGGACCAUCUCAUUCUCAAAAGAAAAGAACAUCCAAACACAGUAAAAUGUAUGAGUUUGGUAAAACCUUAAAUCACUCAGAAAAGGUGCAACACCCCCCCCCACCAGACAACACAGAAUAGAUGGUGGGAAAAGGAAUAGCACUGCAUAGUUUCUAAUAAAUUCAUGAAUCUAAGUACUGUUUUUUUCUUCUUGGUUCAAGUGAAAUGUACAUUACAUAUGGACCCAUUGUAAACAUAUGAAUUAUAACAUUUAUAAGGCACACUGAUUUUAAGGGACAAGCAUUUUAAAAAUGUAAUAGUUGUCUCUUCCACAGCUAGUACUGAACUUGAAAUAAACAAGAUUUAAUUUGACAAAAAUGUUACGUUGAGCUAGAAAACUUUUCUGUGAGAAACUUCAGGAAGAUGUAAAAGCAUGGCCAUUUUAAACUUGCCAUUUGUAGAUUUCUGUGUUUAAAGAAACAUUAAACUGCUGAGCACAACUAAUAAUAA
Messenger RNA from Bombina bombina (fire-bellied toad), 1778 nucleotides. RefSeq names its product tRNA methyltransferase 10C, mitochondrial RNase P subunit (gene TRMT10C). Bases 138 to 1409 code for a protein of 423 amino acids. The transcript is spliced from 2 exons. Gene Ontology annotation, cellular component: nucleus; mitochondrion; nucleoplasm. Lineage: Eukaryota; Metazoa; Chordata; Amphibia; Anura; Bombinatoridae. The record is from RefSeq and is a predicted model, not a curated record. Gene Ontology annotation, biological process: mitochondrial tRNA 5'-end processing; positive regulation of mitochondrial translation. Gene Ontology annotation, molecular function: tRNA binding.